Messenger RNA from Vanrija pseudolonga, 1111 nucleotides. It is a transcript of the gene ymaE, whose product is annotated as putative protein YmaE. The record is from RefSeq and is a predicted model, not a curated record. The transcript is spliced from 4 exons. Lineage: Eukaryota; Fungi; Basidiomycota; Tremellomycetes; Trichosporonales; Trichosporonaceae. The coding region runs from base 15 to 995 and encodes 326 amino acids.
GCCACUAACACACCAUGCCCCGCCGUCGCCAGUUCUACAUCCGCGAAGACCUGACCGAGGUCAGCCGCCCGCCGCCGAGGGCGCUCGAAGUGCUCGCCGGCGAUGCCGAUCUGCCCGUCUGCGCGACCUGCGCGACGCAGUACCCUGCCGCCCGGGCUGAUUGCCCGGUGUGCGAAGACCCGCGCCAGUGGGUGCCCGGCACAGGCCAAGAAUGGACGACCCUCGGCGAGCUCGCCUCCGGCAAACGCAACUACCUCCUCCGCGACGUCGAGGACCCGCGCAUCACGCUCAUCGCGACCGAGCCGUCGUUCGCCAUCUCGCAAACACCCAUCGUCCUCGAGACCUCGGAGGGCAGCUUCAUCUGGGACUGCGCGGCGGUGAUCACGCCCCCGCUCGUCGCGCACCUCACGCACCUGCGCCGCCCGCUCAAGGCCAUGGCGAUCAGCCACCCGCACUUCUUCUCGACGUCGCUUACGUGGGCGCGCGCGCUCGGCGUGCCGCUGUACAUCAACGCGCUCGACAAGGAGUGGUAUGCGCGCGCCGCGAGCCUGGAAGCCGACGAGGUCGUCUUCUGGAGCGGCACGCAGCGCCUCAGCGCCAACAUCACGCUCAUCGAGUGCGGCGGCCACUUCCCCGGCUCGUCCGUGCUGCACUGGGACCGCGCAGGCGAGCCGCUCACGUCCGAGGCGGACGCGCGCGCGCCCGACACGGGCCUCCUGCUCGUCGCUGACACGGUCAUGGUGCAGCCCGCGCAGAAGGGGUUCACCUUCAUGUGGAGCUACCCCAACAUGAUCCCGCUGCACCCCCCCGACGUGCUGCGCAUCCAGAAGAUCCUGAGCGAGUACGACUUCGACUCGGUCAGCGGGACGUGGCCCGACAGAUGGGUGCGCACAGGCGCGGCGCGCUCGUUUGACGAGAGUGUCGAGACGUACCUGUCUGCCACGGGAUGGGAGCGCGGCCGUGGGGAUGAGCUGGUACCGAAGCGUAAGGUGUAGGGAGCGUACGAGGGGACAUCGUACUGUGUACUGUAUGAGGCGGAGCGCAGGUUUGAGGCAGUGAGCUGGGUUGAGUUCGUGUUAGCCAGAUGCAACGAUCGAUGGAUACAUGCAAA